Messenger RNA from Serinus canaria (Common canary), 2782 nucleotides. RefSeq names its product zinc finger protein 154-like. Gene Ontology annotation, molecular function: DNA-binding transcription repressor activity, RNA polymerase II-specific. Gene Ontology annotation, biological process: negative regulation of transcription by RNA polymerase II. Bases 331 to 1857 code for a protein of 508 amino acids. The transcript is spliced from 3 exons. The record is from RefSeq and is a predicted model, not a curated record. Lineage: Eukaryota; Metazoa; Chordata; Aves; Passeriformes; Fringillidae.
CCGGGGGGCCCUGGGGGGGGGUGCCGGGGCUGUCCCCACGCCUCCGGUCGGGAUUAGGGGGGCUCGGGCCCCCAGAGCCCGGGGGGACCCCACGGGGUGCGCAGCGAGGGCGGUGCCGCCGGCCCCCCUGAGCCCCCCGGUGUCCCUGCCAGGGGGUGACCCCCGAAGUGACAUUCGAGGAGGUGGCCGUGCGUUUCUCCCCCGAAGAGUGGGCGCAGCUGGCGCCCUGGCAGCGGGCGCUGCACCGAGAGGUCAUGUGCGACAACUACGAGCUGGUGGCCAGCCUGGGGUCCUCUCUCCCACACAGACCCCAACUCCAAGUUCCCCCGCAUGAAGGAGGAGUCACACGGGGGGGUUCCCUGCGAUGGGGGGCUCAGCGGAGAUAGCGACAGCACCGACACCACCGACAGCUCAGGUGCCUGGAGCGGUUCUGACAGCAAGGAUGACGCCGGGGGACGCUGGGAAUCGGGGUCCGGUGUCGCCCGCUCCGGUGACACCGAGCGGGGGGGCCGUGCCCGGGCCCUGCCCCGGCCGGUGCCGGCGCCGUCGGGGCUCCGCGGCAGCCGCGGGCCGAGCGGCGGGGCCGAGGCGCCCCCGGGCGGGCCCUACCUGUGCGUCACCUGCGGCAAAUCCUUCCGGCACCGCCGCAGCCUCCUGGCGCACAAGAAGCUGCGCCGGGGGAACCGGGCCCGGCACGGCUGCGGCGAGUGCGGCCGCAGCUUCUGCCUGCGCGGGGACCUGCUGCGGCACCGCGAGUCGCACCGGGCGCGGCCCCCGCGCUGCCCGGGCGCGGCGGGGCCGGGCGAGGAGCGGCCCUUCGUGUGCCAGCGCUGCGGGAGCAGCUUCAGCUGGAGGGAGAGCCUGGAGCUGCACCUGCAGGAGCACCGCGACCACCCGUGCCCCGAGUGCGGCCGCGUGUUCCCGCACCGCGGGAGCCUCGUGCUGCACCGCCGGGUGCACUCGGGCCAGCGGCCCUUCUGCUGCGCCCGCUGCGGCCGCGCCUUCGCCUCGCCCGCCAACCUCAGCUCCCACCGCCGGUCCCGCCGGCUCUGCCGGCCCCGCAGCCUCGGGCCCCGCGGGGACAGCGACAGGGACAGGGAGCCCUGCAGGGACAGCGACAAGGACCGGGACAUGGAUAGGGACCCCUGCAGGGACAGGGAUAGGGACGGCGACAGGGACAGGGACCUCUGCAGGGACAGCGACAAGGACCGGGACAUGGAUAGGGACCCCUCUAGGGACAGGGAGAGGGAGAGGGACUCCUGCGGAAACAGGGACAGCAACAGGGACAGGGACCCCGGUAGGGACAGGUACAGGGAGAGGGACCUGCAUAGGGACCCCUGUGGGGCCAGGAAAAGGGACCCCCGUGGAGACAGGGACAGGGACCCCCGCGAGGACAGGGAGCUGCUCAGGGAUAGGGACCCCUGCGGGGACAGGGACAAGGACCCCCGCGGGCACGGGGACUCGCUCAGGGACAGGGAUGGGAAUGGGGGUGGAGAUGGGGAUAGGGACCCCCGUGGGCAUGGGGACCUGCUCAGCGAUAGGGACAGGGAUGGAGACUCCCGCAGGGAGGGGGACUCACUCAGGGACAGGGAGCUCCGUGGGGACGGGGACCUGCUCAGGGACAGGCAUGGCGACCUCCGUGGGGAUGGAGACUCACUCGGGGACAGGGAUAGGGACAGGGAUAGGGAGCCCUGUGGGGACGGGGACCCGCUCAGAGACAGGGACCUGUUUAGUGAGAGGCACCCCCGCAGGGAUGGGGCCAUGCUUGGGGACAGGGACCCCCUGGAGCCCAGGGACGUGCUCAGGGCUGGGGACCCCCUCGGGGACAGGGAGCUGCCGGCGGGUGACCAGCGGUAGCCGCAGGAGCGGGGUCGUGCCCGUGCUCCGGUGGGUGUGACCUCGCCGGUGCCGCGCCCACCCCAGGGCACCCGCGGAGCUCCUGGAGAGUUCUGGAACCCGGGGACUUCUCCGUGUCCCUUUAGACCUUGGGAAAUCCCUCCGGGAUGUCUCUCCGUGUUCCUUCUGGAUCUUAAAGUGUCGGGGUUGUUUCCCCAUGUCCCCGUGGAAAAUCCCUCGGGACGUUUCUCCAUGUGCCUUUCACACCUGGGAAGGUCUCUCCAGGACGCCUCUCCGUGUCCCGUUGGACCUUGAAGUGUCCUCCAGCACUUCCCAGUUCUCCCAGACCCCGGGAAAUCCCUCUGGGAGGGUUCUCCGUGUUACCUUUGCACCUGAGAAAAUCCCCCGGGGAUGCUUCUCUGUGUCCCCUGGGGCCUCGAAGUAUCUCCGGAGCUUGGAAAAUCCCUCUGGGAUGGUUCUCCGUGUUCUCUUCAGUUACUGAAGUACCUUUGGAUCCUGGAAUGUCCCCCAGGGGCACUGCCCAGUCCCUGCCAGUCCCACCAGUGCCCAGCCAGUCCCACCAGUGCCCAGCCCCGUGUUCGUAUUUAACGCCAGAAGUUUCUUUAACUCUAUUUAUUUUAUUUUUCUAUGUCAUUUAUUAUUCUUUCUGUUUUAUUUUAUUCUAUUUAAGUCAUUCCAGUUGUUAUCUUCUGCUUAGCCCAGUUCUCCUACUCCUAUUCCAUUUAAUUCUAUUUAUUUCUAUUCUAUUUAUCCCCUUUAAUUAGGAGGAAGGGCAGGGAGGGAGGAAGAGGAAGGGAGGGAGGAAGGAGAGUCUUCUGGGCCCUCUGUCGUAGUUGAACCAUGAAAGAGCUCUUGUGACAGCAGAGGCCACCACGUGUCCUCCCAGUGCCCCCCCUUCCCCAAAUAAACAAACGCAAAAAUCUGA